Messenger RNA from Leishmania mexicana MHOM/GT/2001/U1103, 2991 nucleotides. RefSeq lists its product as hypothetical. The coding region runs from base 1 to 2991 and encodes 996 amino acids. The record is from RefSeq and is a predicted model, not a curated record. NCBI's taxonomy places the organism in Eukaryota, Euglenozoa, Kinetoplastea, Trypanosomatida, Trypanosomatidae. The transcript has a single exon.
AUGAGCCACCCAUACGCUACGAGCGAACCGCUCUACGGCGCCGGCAAUGACGCCGAGCACGUUGGGUCAAGUGUUGCCUCACCAUCGUUGGGCGCCGCACCACCCGUUACCGCAACGACUCCUUCACCGGAAGGGCAUGCCGACAGCAACGACAACGCACAUUCGGCCGCCGCUUCAUGCACGAUGGAGAAGCAAACUCGCUACGACAACGCUGAGGUGAUACACGGCAGCGAUCAGGACGACAUGGCGACUGCCGUCUCGCACUCACCUGACGUGUCGUCACCAUCCUCCUCGUCCUGCUCUGCCGAAUCGUCGAUGCCACCAUCGUGGCUGCCCUCUCGCUCGUCCUCGUGCUCCUCGGCGACAUCCUCCUCGUUCAUCUCCGCCUCUGAUUGCUCGUCGUGCUCAUCCGGCAAUGCGGGACUUGUCGCUGAUGGCACCAGUACUCCAGAAUCGGGCCACAAUCAUCACCUCCAUCAAGAGCGCCCCCACCACCGCCACCAUCCUCCGCGUCACUGCUCAGACGAUAGACACGUCACAGAUGGUGACAUCGACAGACGUGUCGGUGCACCAGCGUCGCGGCGCGUGCAGACGUCUGAGCACACGCGCUUUACCAGCGUUCUUGCUGGUGGUAGGCGGUGUGGCGACAGUGACGCGCUCGGCGCCGCGCCUGCGGUGUCCUGCGGUCGCAUUGAUGGGGAUUUCGAUGGUGGCUCGUCUCGCACACAGGACGUUUCGUGGUGGAGGUCCUGUGGGGCGGCCGCCAAAGCCACCGUGGGGGCCGUGCCCGCCGGGACAUGCGACAUGCAUCCCUACUGCUGCGCACCACACAGUCCUCAGUCCCCGCUACAGCGCCGACAACGUACUGCUGGUGUCGAUCCCACUUGCCGGGAUCUGGCAACGCAGCGACUCUCGCCUUUUGUGACCACUCUCUCGGGCACGCUUACUGCAUCCCCAACGCCACUCCCACCCCCUCACCCGCGCCGAUCGUCGUCGGCGCAGCGCCUCUCUUCCAACGCGCCCAUGAGGCACACCCCCGGUGGUGUCCCGCGCUCCUCGAAGCCGCUUUUCGCAAACAAAGGCAGCGGCAGCAGCGACGCCAGCGGGGGUCUCUCGGCCCCCACCGCCAUGGAUGGGAGCGUGCCGCGGCAGCCGUCGCGCAGCGUUGGCUGCGUCGCGAGGCAGGCGCGAUGUGGCACGCUGCGCCGCUCCUUCUCUUUCACUUCCGGGGUGCCGCCCGUGUCCGCGUCCUACUACGAAGUGCCGUCGUUCUCUGCCAGUCGCGCUGCGUCUCCUGUCGCCGCUGCGAACUCAGCAAUCGGUGUGCCGCGCACCUUGCUCAGCGGCGAGCGCCAUCAUGAGCGAACUGCCUCCAUCACCUCCUCGGUGCACUCUGCUUCGUCAUCGGUGCGCCCGUCGGUUCCCUUGCCACCAUCGCACGUUGGCAUCCCCUCGAAUAUGAUGGCGGCCAUGUGGGUGGACUUGCCCCUGUCCCAGUCGGGCAGUCGGAGUGCCACACCGCUGAACAGCAGUGAUGCGUAUGCGCCACCGCGUAGGCGGCGCACGACGCCGCGGCGCCGCUCCGGGCCCCCAAGCCCGGCAACAAGCACGCUGGCGGCUUCGGUUGCGUCCUCGCUCGACGGUGCCGGCUACAUGUCCUCGGCUACCGGCGGCGCUCCCGCCAGUGCGCGUCGCUUGCUGGUGACGGUCAGCACGCAGACGGACAACGACUCAGCCACUGUCGAGGGUUGCAAGGCUCCGGUCUCCCUUACUCGCCGCCUCUACUGGAAGUCCUCGAAUUCCCCUUACGUCGCGAAGGUCGGCAGCGGUGAGCGCUGCGGCGGCACUGCACACCAGUAUAAUCUGAAUGACCCCUUCGAGAGCGAAGGCGCGGCUCUGACGAUGGUGGCGUCGGUCUCGUCGACCUCGGCGGAGGUAUCACCGCGCUCAUUGCUUGCGAGCGUAGCCGAGAUACGCCCCGACGACCACGCAGUCCAAGCGGUACUCGACGCUGACGCCGCACGACGCGUGCAUCAGCACAUCGCAGGGGAUGCCAUGCGUGGCGCAGCGCCAAGCGCACCAACAUCUCUGUCCGCCGAUGUGGCCACGAAAGUAGAUCAUGUGAGUGAGGGUAACAGCCUGUCAAGUGCUUCGGCCGAGCCUCCGGGCGCGAUGUACGUGUAUGAAACCUCGCGCGUGGAUGUGCCGCCUCGACAGGGCGGCGCCAAGGCAGCCGCAGUCGCUGUCAACACUUCAGCUCCGACUGAGGUAGGGAAAAACUCGCCAGCGGGUGCUCUCACGCCCCUCACGACGUUCCCGUUGCCCACGUCGCUCGUGACUCAGCCGCGAAGUUUCGUGCCAGCAGCGCCCCCGCAGUCCCAGGCGGGCGCACCGUCAGCAGGGGGUGUGCCUCCGCCCACCACUACAGCGGUUAUUUCCGACGAGGCAGGCGCACACAGCCCACUGAAGACAGCUGGAGAAGGACGUUGUGGCGCCGGGAGAGGCCCGACGUCGGUAGACUGCAGGGCAACCGAACCUCUGGAGGAAGCCGACAACCCCUCAGACCCUCAGCCUUUGACACCCUCACCGAGCGACGAAGUGUGGCGGCUUCGCGCAGAGCUCGCCCAAAUGCGCCACCAGUACGAGCAGGUUGUGCAGCAGCUACGCCAAAUGCAAGACUCCGUGACUGCGGCUGGACCGGCUGCUGGCUCGAGGAAGCCCUCACCGACGGCAGCGGCGCUGAAUGCGGGACACCAAGCGGCGAUGGAGGCAGUGCUAGUCACCACCUCGCCCUCUCUGCCAGCCGCAUCGCUUCCCUCCUCUUCGUGUCCAGUCGCCAUGCAAAACCGCUCCGGCACGCCAGAAAAUCCUGUGGAGGAGUCAGCUUCCUCUGUCUCGUCCAACAGCGAUGGCAGCGCGGAAGAUGCCACGGCGACGCUGGAGCACGUGCGAGCGGCCCUGCAACGGGCUCGACGACGUGCGACCAACUAA